CAAUGAUGGGCGCAGGUCGCUGAAGGGGGCCGGACGAGGCGUCUAGAAGGCGGGGGAUUGUGGUCGGCGGGUGUGUGCCAUGGCGGAUCCAGUGAGGAAGCGGGGCCGUAGACCCCGGGGCGGCAGUGUUGGCCGAGGGGCUCAUGGGUCCCGGGGCGGCCGGGGCCGGCGUCCUCGCGUCCCGCGGUCUCCAGCGCGGCCCACCCUGGACUCGAUGUUUGUGGACUUGGUCAGCGACAGCGAUGAAGAUAUCCUGGAGGUCACAACGGCGCACAGCGCUGCGGAGUCGGUCGAGGUCCCUCACCUAGAGUCCCCAGUGCCGGCUGCCCUCCGGGACGACAGCGACAGUGACAGCGAAGGGGCGGACGCGCCGCCGGCCGGAGCCCCGCGGGCCCCUGUCAGGCGGCGGCGGCGGCUGCUGGAUCCAGGGGAGGCACCGGUUAUUCCGGUGUACUCCGGGAAGGUGAAAAGCAGCCUUCGUCUCAUCCCAGAUCACCUGUCUCUUCUGAAACUCUGUCCUCCAGAAGCUGAGGAAGAGGCAGAUGUGGCAGAUUCUAGCAGUCCGCUUGCUGAGGAUGCCCCGUUUCCAGAUUCACCCUGGAUGAAGAAGCUGAGGAGUAGGGACUCAGAAAAGAAGACAAAGGAGGCAUUUCUGGUUCAGGACACCUCUCCUUUGCCUCCGCCUCCUCCGAGGACCAAAAGCAGGAAGCAUACUCGGGCACUCCAGAAGUUAAGGGAGGUGAACAAGCGCCUCCAAGACCUCCGUUCCUGCCUGAGUCCCAAGCAGCUCCAGGGCCAAGGUCACCACAACCAAGAAGAUGAGGUGGUCCUAGUGGAGGGUCCCAUCCUUUCUGAGAAACCCCGACUCUUCCCACUGAAAAUCAGGUGCCGGGCGGAUGUGGUCAGAUUGCCCAUGAGAAUGUCGGAGCCUCUACAGACCGUGGUGGACCACAUGGCCACCCAUCUGGGGGUGUCCCCAAGCCGGAUCCUCUUGCUCUUUGGAGAGACAGAGCUGUCCCCCACAGCCACUCCCAGGACCCUGAAGCUUGGAGUGGCAGACAUCAUUGACUGCGUGGUGCUAGCAAGUUCUUCGGAGACCUCAGGGAUGUCUCACCUGCUCCAGCUGCGGGUACAGGGCAAGGAGAAGCACCAGAUGCUGGAGGUGUCGCUGUCUCCGGAUUCUCCUCUCAAGACCCUCAUGUCCCGCUACGAGGAGACCAUGGGACUCUCAGGCCACAAGCUCUCCUUCUUCUUUGAUGGGACAAAGCUUUCAGGCAAGGAGCUGCCUGCUGACCUGGGCAUGGAAUCUGGGGACCUCAUCGAGGUCUGGGGCUGAAACCCUGUGCCCCAUUUUGAUGCGCAGCCUGGACCUGAGGGAGGACAGCUGUCUCCGUUGGCCCUGUAUAGGCUUAUCUUUAAGCUGAAGCAAAAUCUAGCAGCGAACUUUGCCCCUCCCUACCCCCCACCCCCUCUCCCGUUGACCCUGAUUUCAAGCCAUUGGUUACUUGGUCA
This is a messenger RNA of Suricata suricatta (meerkat), 1512 nucleotides long. It is a transcript of the gene NFATC2IP, whose product is annotated as nuclear factor of activated T cells 2 interacting protein. The record is from RefSeq and is a predicted model, not a curated record. Gene Ontology annotation, molecular function: protein binding. Bases 80 to 1336 code for a protein of 418 amino acids. Lineage: Eukaryota; Metazoa; Chordata; Mammalia; Carnivora; Herpestidae. The transcript has 8 exons. Gene Ontology annotation, biological process: cytokine production; positive regulation of transcription by RNA polymerase II.